GCGAAAAGGAAGACGAUUCCAGCGCAUGCUCACUGUGCCACGUGUGGAGCGGUACCUGCCUGACCAGAGAUCAAAGAUUAUUACCAGUCAGUGAUCAGCUCUGAUCGGGUCAGGAAGAAUGGCAGCAGGACCGGAAGGAAAACUGCAGCUGGUCCAGAGACACGUCCGAGCUUUUCCAGACUUCCCAAAGAAAGGGAUCCUGUUCAGAGACAUUUGUCCCAUACUGAAGAGUCCAGCUGCCCUCACAGCAGUCAUUGACCUGUUUGAAGAACGUGUGAGGAGCCGUCAGCUGCAGGUGGACCUGAUCGUCGGUUUGGACGCUCGUGGGUUCCUGUUUGGGCCCCUGCUCGCCCAGAGGCUGGGCGUUGGCUUCGUCCUGGUUAGGAAGAAAGGCAAGCUGCCCGGAGCCACGGUCAGCGUGGCCUAUGACCUGGAGUACGGCACGGCGGAGGCAGAGAUCCAGGAGGAUGCAGUGGCUCCAGGCCAGAAGGUUCUGAUUAUUGAUGAUCUUUUAGCUACAGGAGGGACGCUGCUUGCAGCCUGUGAGCUAAUGAAGAAGCAGCGGGUGGACAUCCAGGGCUGCAUGGUGGUCAUCGAACUCAGAGACCUGAAGGGAGCUGACCGUCUGAAGCCUCACAACGUCUUCUCCCUUCUCCAGUACUGAGGAGCGGCACAGCGCCCCCUCUGGUUCGCCAGGACCACCGCGGCAUCCCCUGGUGACUACAGCCAAGAAAACAAGAAAGCCUCAAAGAGCCCAUCCUGAACCUCCGCUCCUUUUACACACCCUGGAUAAUGAAAGAGACUAACUUAGCGUUAAAUGUCUGAAACUGGUCAACAGCACAGAUGGAUGGAACUAGUCAUCCAUAAACUCUAUUCCAAUUGAAUUGUUGUAUCAGGACCAAAGCUCCCUCCUGCUAUAUGCAGCUGAGAUUUUCUUCUGUUCAGAUGCUGAAUCUUCUUCUUCUCUGCCUAGAGGUCCUAGUUGGUUUGCAUCUAGGACUAGGUAUCAAGUCCUAGAUGCAAACCAAACCGUUUCUUCAUCUAUAAGACAUAAAACUUUCAAGUUUAAAAUGACUUGACCAUCUAAAGCCGGAGUGUCAAACUCAUUUUCAUGUUUUGCCCCAUCAAGAUCUUGAAUGUCCUCAAAGGGACGAUUGUGGCAGAAUGUGUAGAUAAAACUACCUUUUAGUAAAGUUUUAAAAUAUAGCUUUCUCUGGAUUCAGUUUGCAAUUUUUAAUAAAUACUUUUGUUUUAUUAAA
This is a messenger RNA of Xiphophorus couchianus (Monterrey platyfish), 1259 nucleotides long. It is a transcript of the gene aprt, whose product is annotated as adenine phosphoribosyltransferase. Gene Ontology annotation, biological process: adenine salvage; AMP salvage. Gene Ontology annotation, cellular component: cytoplasm. Lineage: Eukaryota; Metazoa; Chordata; Actinopteri; Cyprinodontiformes; Poeciliidae. The record is from RefSeq and is a predicted model, not a curated record. The coding region runs from base 119 to 664 and encodes 181 amino acids. Gene Ontology annotation, molecular function: adenine phosphoribosyltransferase activity; adenine binding; AMP binding. The transcript is spliced from 5 exons.